AUGCUUAUCUCCCAGAUCCUCCUCGGCCUUGUGGCCACUGUCUCUGCCAUCGACAUCCGCCUCUACACCAACGGGAACAAUUGCGGCGGUGCCAACUUCUUUUGCCAGAACGCCAACCCCGACUUCUGUUGCAGUGGUGUCGACAUCAACGUCUACCCCAGCGUCGGCUUCCACGCCAUCCCGACGGACUGGGUUCUCCAAUGCCAUGGCCAUGCUAAUGGCAGGUGCAACGACCUUAGACAGGUUCUGACUGCCCGUAACACACAAGAUGUGUGUCUCACAUCCGGCCCAUUCUCGGGCGGCGGCUACGGCUUCACCUCCAGGAAGCGCCUCGAUGGUGCGACCGAGGCCUGCGCCACCACUGAAGGCUGUACCAAGCACGUGAAGCCGGACAUGUUGGAGCUAGAAGAUGGCACCUUAUACCGCAUUGCCGGCAUUGAUGAUGCUAGUCUAACCGAACUGUAA
Messenger RNA from Neoarthrinium moseri, 465 nucleotides. RefSeq lists its product as uncharacterized. The coding region runs from base 1 to 465 and encodes 154 amino acids. Lineage: Eukaryota; Fungi; Ascomycota; Sordariomycetes; Amphisphaeriales; Apiosporaceae. The record is from RefSeq and is a predicted model, not a curated record. The transcript has 2 exons.